UUCGAAGUGGUAAGCUUUCUUCCUCUGCGUAUCAGAUCCGGCUCCCACCGUGAUCAGGAUCCAGGUUUUCCAAAAUGUAUACGUUUAGAAGGAAAAUCCAGAAAGACAAGGAUGCUGAACCUUCUGAGUUCGAGGAGUCAGUUGCUCAGGCUCUCUUUGACUUGGAGACUAGCAACCAGGAGCUCAAAAGUGACUUGAAGGAUCUUUACAUAAAUUCAGCAGUUCAGAUUGAUGUUUCAGGGAAUCGGAAGGCCAUUGUAGUCCAUGUUCCCUACAGACUGAGGAAAGCUUUCCGCAAAAUUCAUGUUAGGCUUGUCAGGGAAUUGGAGAAGAAGUUCAGCGGGAAGGAAGUGAUUGUUAUUGCCACCCGGAGGAUCUUAAGACCUCCAAAGAAGGGUUCUGCUGUUCAGCGACCUCGCAGUCGCACUCUAACCGCUGUGCAUGAUGCCAUGCUGGAGGAUGUUGUUUAUCCUGCAGAGAUUGUUGGGAAGCGUGUCAGAUACCGCGUUGAUGGGUCCAAAAUAAUCAAGAUUUUCCUGGGCCCAAAGGAGCGGAACGACACUGAAUACAAAUUGGAGACAUUUGCAGGAGUUUAUCGGAAGCUUUCAGGGAAAGAUGUUGUGUUUGAGUUUGUAGAGGCAGAAAAGCCAUGAUGCAUUUUAGUUCUUGAUUAUAUUUUCUUGUUAGUUACUGAAUUGAAAUUUUGACUUAGCUUUUGGAU
Messenger RNA from Telopea speciosissima, 721 nucleotides. Its product is annotated as 40S ribosomal protein S7. NCBI's taxonomy places the organism in Eukaryota, Viridiplantae, Streptophyta, Magnoliopsida, Proteales, Proteaceae. Bases 75 to 653 code for a protein of 192 amino acids. Gene Ontology annotation, biological process: rRNA processing; translation; ribosomal small subunit biogenesis. Gene Ontology annotation, cellular component: 90S preribosome; small-subunit processome; ribosome. Gene Ontology annotation, molecular function: structural constituent of ribosome. The transcript is spliced from 6 exons. The record is from RefSeq and is a predicted model, not a curated record.